CGUGCAGUGAAGUUUGCUUUGCAAGGUGCAGAUCUGCCUCUUCAGCCCGAGUUACAUGAAAGCAGCGCUUAAAAAGCCCAGAGCGAAACGGCCCACAAGGAAAGAUCGGCCAAUUCCUUUACGGACACGUAAAGGGCUCCUACUCUGAAUUUGCUCUUUUUAACAGGGUUUGGGCCCAUGUUUCAAAAUGUCAGGCACCGUGAGCAGGAGUCAGUGGUUUGCUUCAGGCAGCGUUUAGACAGAAAGGGAGUUCUCUGUAAACAGUAGCUAGGCUGUCACAUGUGUUAUAAAAAGUAUAUGGACCUCAGCUUAUCAAGAGUAAAUGUCCUAUUCCUUGCAGCACUUGAGGGACAGGAGAUUUAAAAAUGAAGCUUGUAUUUUCUGUCCAAGAAAGGCCAGAAAAUACCUUACGAGCCUCAUCUGAAGCCCAAAUCCAGUUAAUUGGAUGAUUUUACUAUAUGUUGGCAUGCAAAUAACAGCAAGUUAGUAAAACAGUACAGAAAUGUAGUUUAAAAAAAAAAAAAGUGAAAUCCCGUCUUAGCAAAGGUUAAAAGGGUGGAUUGAAAAGUUGUGAAGCUUUAAUGAUGGAAAUUGUUAUGAAUUAUGAAAUAAGUAAUACAGUGAAAAGUACUUCACUGCUGUGAUUAAGGAUGUCUCGAGAGAUUCACAAGGCCUGGGCGCCUUGCCAAUCAUCUGAAUGUAGAAAACCAAAGUACAGUACAGUUGUUUAGCACCUUCCACCACGCCGUUGCUCAUGCACCCUCCCCGCUCGCUCCCCUGCCUCUGUGCUGUCCUCUCCCAUCGACCGGCAGCUCAGCAAUCCUUGCUCAUCUGUAUCGGCCAACUAACACGUAGGUGUCCUCCAGCGACGGCUGCAAGUCGCUAAAUCCGGGCUGCUUCAGGCAGCGAAGAUGCAUUGCUGAGCGUGGUGGCUGCGAGGAACGCGAGACUUGUCCCACAGACCGAAGGUCCGCUCAGCGCCGUGUCCUACUUCCCAGGGCGGCCAGAUGCAGACACCUGGGGAGAAGAACAUCUGCCUCAUGGCUCGUUCUUUGAUAGCCUUGCAGCUUUCAGGAAUCUGCCUUCUGGCCACUGCUGCACCCGCGUCCUCUAACUGCAGCUGCUGGUCUGAUUUAUCGAUGGAAAUUUGAAAUGGAGAUAAUCUUAGUCAUCUGCUGCAGUUGCGUCUCUUGGCCUUCUGUCUUCACCUCUUCUCGGCACUGAAACCCACACGUCUUCUUUCCUCCACGUAACUGGACUUUACCGAACCCUAUUUCAAAUGCUCAACUACUUCAUGAGUUUGAUCAUAACCUUCCCCAGAUCUGUGAUGACAGGCAAUGGUUUAGUCCAAACGGCAAUAAGGAGGCCGGUUUAAUCUUACAGGGAGCCCGCUGAAGUUAUCUGAGUCGCAGUCCGGAUCGAUUUCACACCUUCUUUGCUUUGCGUGCCUCAAACAGCGAAGCUUGCCUUUCAGCAGUAACAACCAAAACAUACAGGCGCUGUGUCCGCACGUGCACAAACAUAUAAGGAAAAAUGAGACUUGCAUUUCAAGGCUUUUAAGUUGUUCCGUGUUGUUCUAUGCAAAUACGUUGGGAUUUUGUCAUAGCCGAAGUCAAGGUCGUGGAGCCUAUGAAAAUCAGCCGUUGAGAAAGUGAGAUGUGCCUGCUUAAAUGAUUAUGAACCAUUAAAACGUGACAUUUUAAAUCUCCCAUGUCCCAUCUUGACGCUAUGCAGCGGUUUUGUUUCAUUCCCCGGGCAUGGUUGGCGGAAAGCAGCGCCUUGCUUGGGCUGCUCGUGAACCGUUACUUUUGUGAUAUGCUCAGUUCUGGAAAAAAGAUGAGCGUGACAUCUAUCACCCGGCAUUUCGCUAUGUCCAGCGGUCUCUUGACUGAAUCGUAUCUUCCAAGGCUGCCCGUAUGAAUGCCACCUGGUGUCUCUAACGAGAUGACAAGCUGCAACCGAACGUUCACACACACACAGUUUCUAAAAUAAAUAAGAAGUUUGAAGGGUUUUUUUAACUACUUUUCGUUUUUCCUGCUAACGCAAACAUGUGAAUUGCCAUCAGAAACUAAGGCGUGGAAAAGAAACAUUUACAGCUUUGAAAAUUCAGGGGUCAUAAAAUGAAAUAUUUUCACGUUUAGUUCCAACUAAGUUUAACGACGCGCGCGAACAGCAAAUGUUGGCGCCCCACAGGCGAGUACGAUUGCGUUUCCCUUCGCCGCCGGGGCACCUGCGUGUUUCGUGUGACCAGCUGAGGCAAAACAUUUGGCUAACGUGCCCCCUGACCUAGAUCAGAUUAUUAUUUUUUUGUCUUCAGAAAGCAGCUAUUACUCAAUUCAGUAAUUAACGCUCGUCUCAGUUUUGCCGUUCUGCUGUAAGCGAUCUUGCUGCUUGAAAUGAUUAGCGAAUAAACUGCUCGUUUGCGUGGCACCCUGUGCACAAAGGGACCGUCACUCGGGAUGUAUCCUGAGCACUGCGCCAGUUAGCACCCUGCUUCUUACCCUUACAAUGCUGGCUUGAUUAUUUAAAAAAUACUAUCAUUAUACAGGUAGCCUAAUUAGAAAAUGGCUUGCCUGCAGCUUGCAUGUUUCCAGCACAGAGGAGGUUAAAUAUUUUCCUGUAUGUAAAAAAGCAGGUUAUUGUUAUUGCUUGUCAGGAGGAAGUGGUGAUUAUUUCAAUUUAACCCUGCACCUUUAACUAAUGCUGUUAUUUCUUGGUUUUUGAAUUAAAGUGUGCUCCUGUUGAGGCUGAUGGUAAAAGUCCUUGAGGCAGCCACAAAAGCAUGUAAGAGAACCACACAUCCUCUUUCACCUGAUCUUCAGGCAGUUUUCAAAUCUGAAAUCCUUGGGAAAGCAUUUUGAAGUUCUUCUCAACAUAUUCUUUCUGAGAAGUGUACUGCCAAAAUGAAUUUUACAGAGGCUCGUUCCACGGAUUAUCCGUAUUAUUCAGACUAUGUUUUUCUAAUCACGCAACCUUGUUCUAAGUUGGAAGUCAGGAACUUCACAAAAGCAUUUCUGCCAGUUGCGUAUUCGUUGAUUUGUAUCAUUGGCCUAGUUGGUAACGUCUUUGUAGUGAUGACCUUUGCUUUGUAUGAAAGAACCAAGUCCAUGACAGAUGUGUACCUCUUCAACAUGGCCAUAGCAGACAUACUGUUUGUCCUCACUCUCCCACUGUGGGCGGUGAAUUACGCUGCCGAUGAAUGGAUUUUCGGUGAUUUCAUUUGCAAAAUGACCAGAGGUAUCUAUGCGAUCAACUUCAGCUGUGGCAUGCUGCUUUUGGCCUUUAUCAGCGUGGACCGGUACAUCGCUAUCGUACAGGCAACGAAGUCAUUUACGUUCAGGGCAAGAACGCUCGCAUACAGUAAAGUAAUUUCUUUGGCCGUGUGGGUAUCAUCAAUUUUAAUCUCUAGUUCCUCUUUUCUAUACAAUGAAAGUUACAGCUUCUCCACCAAUGAAACCAAAGAGAUUUGUGAUUACAGAUUUGACAGGAUGUCUAAAAGCACAAUGCUGAAAUCACUGCUGCUGUGUCUACAAGUCGGCUUUGGAUUUUUUAUACCUUUCAUAUUCAUGAUUUUUUGCUAUACGUUCAUUGUCAAAUCCUUACAACAAGCUCAGAAUUCCAAAAGAAACAAAGCAAUCCGUGUGAUCAUACUAAUUGUAGCUGUUUUCCUAGCUUGCCAGGUACCUUAUAACAUCGUUCUUCUCGUGACAGCCAUAAAUAUGGGCAAGUUAGACAAAUCUUGUGACAAUGACAAGAUAAUGGCCUAUGUGAAAUACACCACUGAAGCCUUAGCGUUUUUACACUGUUGUGUGAACCCUGUGCUUUAUGCAUUUAUUGGCGUGAAGUUCAGAAGUUAUUUUGUGAAGAUAAUGAAGGACCUAUGGUGCAUGAGAUACAAGAAAUACAAUAAACGUAGUUCAAGGACAAACUCUGAUACUUAUCAUUCAAGACAGACUAGUGAAAUUCUGACUGACAACGCAUCUUCUUUUACUAUGUAAUGCACUUGGAACAACGUUAUUAGUGAAGGACUCUUCUCACCGAGCAACCCAAACCAGUGUCACCGUGCCUGUGACAGAAAGUCAUUUGGGCUUCUCUGCACCUCUAAGGGAGGUCCCGCGAUCCACAACUUGCUUCAGGGAAAGAAUUAAAACAAAAGAAUAACACUGUCCUGUGGAAAACUGAAAUCUUAUUCACCGCCCUUAAUAUUCACACUCUGCUAAAGUGCACUGCUUAGAAUUAUCAGGAAAAUGGCGUUUACAGAGGAACUCUCCUUGUUUUCUAAGGAAAAAUUGCAUCUCAUCUGUCCUAUACCACUGAAAUACCCCAAAAGUACUGGGUAAAUUAAUCAGGUUAUGCCCAGGCUCAUUCUGUUUACAUUUGUGUUGUUUCUGUUAGUUACUUCUACCUGGAAAUCCUACUUCAGUGUAGGUCUCCACUGUGCUUUUGUUGCAGAAGGGUAACUAAUAAUACUAACCUAAAGAGAUAGCGCUUUGAGCAAAGCACGGCAAGGAAAGCAGGGAAAUGAAGAAACAGGCUCAAGGCUGCUGGCAGAGCUGGGCUUAGGUGUCAGGUCUCGUAAAUCUUUUUGCCCAGUUCUCUGUUCCACCUGCUCAUCGGGACUUACUUACACCAAAGCUGAGGCAGCUCAAAGCCAACAGUGACAUGUCUACUAAAUAUUAGAAAUUUAGAAAUUAGAAAUUAGAAUAUUAGAAAAAAGAAAAUUAUUCAUUAAAGAGAACACUGAAAUAUCCACAGAAAGCUUUUCUGAUAUCUCCUGAGAUUACCUUUUGAAUAGAGACCCGGAGCUUUGCUUGAGAGGAUUUUCUCUUCAUUUGGCACAGGAUUCGAGUGCUGGGCUCCAUCAAAGCUGAACGCCUGGUGAGCGUCUCUUUGUGAAAAGCUGGUUCUUUCUAACUCCACUUUUUAGAAGGCAACGAAUUGUACAGAACUGCAGUUAUUCCAACGCUUUUCAUUGGAACUUGUUCGGUGACAAAAUGUGCUGCAUUUCUUGGUGUUUAGCUACCAUUAGCAACGUUUCCUUAGGAAUGGAUUUACUAGCACAAAUACGCAUAUAUGAAAUUUCCUCUAUUAGCUUCAGAAAUUAUUAAGGACUAUAUCUAAAAAUAAGACCAGAAUCUGACUUAAUCCAGCCAGAAUUUUUACUGAGCUACUCAUCCUUUGACUCACCAUGAAUAUAGGAAUAUUUAUAACAGAUGCAAUGAGUUUCAGGCAGCCAUGACUUUUCAGCAAACCCUCAAUGGAUCUUCUGUUCAUGGAGCGAGCUUUACCACACUGGCAGACAUGGAACGGCAAGGUAGACCGGAGCAGGAGCUGGAGGGCAGAGGGGCAGGAUGGCGAAGAGGAGUACCACUGCUACCUGGUUCAGCCUACUGAAGCACCUACCAGUCCUCUGCAUGUCUGCUGCAAUGUGAGCAGAAGCCCUGGCAGUGUCUGGACUUGCUGUUGUGUGGGAUUUUACACUCCUACAGCUGCAUAAAUUAAUGUAAUUUGGAGCGCGCUGUUUGCCUUGGCUGCUUGGUUUUUUUUUUUUUGAAGUUCACGGCUGAAGAGGCAGCGGAGCUUGAAUCACCAACCACAUCUUUCAGUGGAAAUGCAAAGGGCCGAGAAGGGCAGUGCUGGAGCUGAAGAUCCCUUGAGCAAGGGUGUUGAUAUGGCAUCACAUGAAAAUAGGACUGCCUUGGCUGGUGCAAUCCAUCCUUGUUUACAGUGCACUGUGAGGUUUUCAGCUAUUGGCGCCAGGCGUGAUAAAGAUUGCAUAUAUUUAUCACAGCUGAAUAAGAACUUAGGCAAGAAUGACACAAAAUUAUGUGAAUGCAGAUGCAUGCGUUUGCUGUAUAUAGCACUGAUUAUUUUGUGGAAGAGAAUUCAGCAAAUAAAAAACAUAACUCAAAAGGA
Phalacrocorax carbo (great cormorant) is the source of this 5916-nucleotide messenger RNA. The record is from RefSeq and is a predicted model, not a curated record. NCBI's taxonomy places the organism in Eukaryota, Metazoa, Chordata, Aves, Suliformes, Phalacrocoracidae.